Molecule: messenger RNA, 3745 nt
Organism: Linum trigynum
Lineage: Eukaryota; Viridiplantae; Streptophyta; Magnoliopsida; Malpighiales; Linaceae
Source: the annotation of a GenBank genome assembly
UACCAACCAAGAGCUAUAAACCAUUAGCAUUCAGGUUAACAAAAUUGCUGAGUUGCCCAGAUUCGAUUUUUUUUUUUCUGGCCGCCAAAUCAUGAACCGUUACGAUUGGGUUCUAAGCGUGAUUUUUUUUAGUUUGACUUCCACAGCUGAGCUCUCGCCGCCGUUUGGUUCGACCGGAGGAAAUCGUCGUCGCGUUGUACUCACGCGAUGAGUAGGGAGGUCGAUUGCGAGUGGGUUUUGGAAAGGUCGUUUGAAAGGAAGAAUCAUGGAUGGGAUGGGGCGAAAGGUGAGAAGAUAGGUGGCGCAAUAAGAGCAGGCCUCCACACCCCUGCUUAUUGACUCGUCUCACCACCAAGCUCAUUAAUACGAUAUUGUCCGUUUUGGGCCAAGCCCGCACGUUUUACUUUUGAGUAUCUUCCUCAAAAGGCAUCGUACUAAUGAGCUUGGUGGACACUAAUAUACAAGGGUUCCUUCCCUUGUAUUACCGAUAUGGUACUUGGAUUGUCCCAUAACACUUUAAAUCAUAAAUUUCCAAGAGAAAUAAGUUGUAAUUUUUGUAGUUGUCGCAACUGUGAUUUUGUAUGAUAAAGAAGAGAAGUACAUGUGUGAUCCCGACAUCAAUCAAGGCAGGUAAAUCAGAUGGGCUGGAAAGAUUUUGCAUUUUCCCGCCAGAUAAUAUCAAAUCUCAGCCCCGAGAAGAGAAGGAUCCCUUAAUUUAUUUCCAGUUUUCCACCACCCUUGCUUCUCUUAAUAUUUAAAGCCAACAAAAUCCCAGAAUUUGAACCAAAUCCGUCCAAAUGUCACCAAAUUAAACCGCGGGGGAAAAAGUAAAACGCCGGAAGAAGCCAACCAACGACCUUCCAACAGUCAGUCAGUCAGUCAUUAGAUUUGAUUACCCUCCAAAUUUCACCUAAUCAAUUCAAAAACCCAGAAUAAUUACAAUGUAAUCAAAAAUACAUAACGCGAAAUCUGAUAGGAAGGAUAGAAUCAUAGAAGUGAUAGACUCAAAGCAACAGAAGCAAGAAAACAAGGACAUGGAUAAAAAAAAAAAAAGGAAAGAAGCCAGCCCAACUGUAACAACGCAGGACCCCAACGCCAUUAAAAUUCUGAUUAAGAAGCUUUAUUUUAUCAUUAAAGUUUCUUCCUUUUUCACGAACUUCUCCACCUUCCUCCGUCUUUUUCAGGUACCCACCCAUCUCUCUAACCUCACUUCUUGUUCUCUCCUCUACAAUUUACUCCGUUUUCCCUCUGUUUCUUUUGGUUGUUCGAGUGGGGGUUGAAUUUUUUUUUGUGUGGGUGAAGUUCAGAAAAAUGGAAUUCUAUUGUAUGGAAGACAGAGCCUUGAAAUCAAGCUUGAGGAGGGAAGUUAUGGCUUCUGUGAAGUAUCAUCCUCAACAAAGCCAGCUGCAGCAGGAUCUGGGUUUGGAGGAUUUCCUCUGCUUGAACCCUAGUUCUGCAGAGGAUUUCUCCGUCGACUGUUUCUUGGAUUUCUCCAAUGGCGGGUUUAAGGACGAGGAAGAGAAAGAAGGAGAGGAAGAGGAGGAAGAACAAGACUCUGUUUCCGUUUCUAACUCCUCGUCGGCAAGUUUCUCCAAUUCCCUUCUCCCCGGCGACCUUCCGGUUCAUGCAGAGGAUUUAGCGGAACUGGAGUGGGUUUCCCAAUUCGUCGACGAUUCCUCUUCUUCAUCGGAGGCAGCCGCCUUAUUCGCCGCCGUUUCCGCGGAGAAGCUCUUUGAAUUCAAACCCACGCCGGCGAAGACGCCAGUUUUCACGACUCUCCCGCCUCCGCCUUUCCUCACUUCCCGAGUCCCGGCGAGAACGAGGACCAAACGCGCCAGAACCGCCGGCGCGAGCUGGUUCAACCGGUCGUCGGUGAUUUUUCCCCAUUCUUCCUCACCCACCUCCUCGCCGGCGUCAUCCGCCGCCUCCUCGGUGCCGUGCCUCGCAAACUCGCUCCAAUUCCAGCCCUCAAUUUCCACGCUCUUUCCUACCGACGAGCCGCUAAGGAAGAAACAGAGGAAAAAGCUGCCCGCAACGGCGGCGGGGGAGACGGGUCGGUACCCGGACCCGAACCCGACCCAGCAGCAGCGGCGGUGCAGCCACUGCGGGAUUCAGAAGACGCCGCAGUGGCGGAGCGGGCCGAACGGGGCGAAGACGCUUUGCAACGCUUGUGGGGUCCGGUUCAAAUCCGGCCGGCUGCUCCCGGAGUACAGGCCAGCGGGGAGCCCCACGUUUUCCCGCGACGUGCAUUCCAAUAGCCACCGGAAAGUAUUGGAGAUGCGGAAGAAGAAGGAGCAGGUGGAAGAGUCGGUGACGGCGACGGCGACGGCGACAGCACCCGAGUCGGACUUGACCCGAGUCGGGCCGGGUUUUUGAAGGGUUUUGCUGUAGAAAAAAAAAAGGUUCGGGGGUAAUACAGAUUAGGAAGGAAGUGAACCGGGGUUUGAUUCGGUUUGGUUUAGGUUUAUGGGCUGGGUUAAUUAGUCUCUGGAAUGAAUUAGAAUCAUAGAACUAGUUAGUGGCUUAGUUAUGACUUUCUGAAGUGUAACUAGGACAAAAAGUGUAGGGCUUUGGAGUUUAGUGAAACUGUUUUUGUUUCAUCGUAUUCCUAAUGUACCCUAAUGUAGGAAGGUUCCGAGGUGUUUGAUAUGAGUUAAAUCCAAACUCUAAUGUUUCCCCCCCCGGUAUCUAUUCAGCAACUCUGGAAAAGUUAGGACUAAACUGAUACGUCGAUGAUCAAUCAGCACUGUUGCAAAGUGUAGAAGACAGACUGUUAGCCGAGUGAGACUGUAGUCGAAUCAAGUUGUAGUUCGACUUUCAUGUCUCUUGAAUUUCAAGCCAAAUGGAGACCUCUAAGUGCGACUUAUAACUAUGUGCGAAUGACUUUGUAUUUUUCCAGCUUCACCAAGUAGGCUUCCAAUAAGCGAUCAUCUCCGUCGCUAAGCACCUCUCCUGCAUCGACAAUACCCUGACAGUCGCAAAUGGCUACGUGUCAAAAUUCACUGUGGUUCGCCCCCGUCAGGUCGGUUCCAUCCCACAACCCACAUUUCACGCGAUCCUGCCUACCCAGUAAUAUAUCGUGCUUCGCUGCCUUGCUCUUUCGCAUGCAUGAUGACCUUCUAGACAGUGGCGGAACCAAAAAUCCGAAUGAGGGAGCCCAAGAUUGAUUUGAACUGUGGUAAUUUCAAUAAGGGGGGCUAAGACUUUACCGACUAAUCUAUUUUCUAAAUUUGUUACGAAUUGUUGCAUGAAAUUUUACCUAUAUUUCAAAGUCCUUCGUGAAUUCAACUUAGCUCCGUCAAAAUGGUUGCGGUAUGCUUUGGAUUAACAUGAAAGACAGAUUCUGCUAAAGACGUGCGCAAACAAAGGUUGGUAGUUAUGAGAAGUCGGACUCGUUAGUUCCUUCUCGUGAUUUACGUGCACAUUGCUAACAAAAUUUUGUUGUUGUGAACGUAGAUACCAACUUUUAUUACGGCAUGAAGUUGGAGCAAAGCAAAGACUCCCUUCCGUUUUCAUUGAUCAAAACAAAACCCAUUGGCUUGUAUGUUGGCCAAGUUCUACACUGAACUCAUAACCAUACCCUAUGGUGGACCUAUACCAAACGUUUCAUGUUGGUGAGGGUCGGAUGAAUGUGGUGGUGUUUUUGUAAAUAUAAUGUCAGCGAGUCUCUUUGAGCGUCUCUUUUCGGCUUUCGUUUCAAACAAGAGGCACUGUGAGCAUGUUAUCAUAAACAGUAUAUGAGAAU